UCUCCCGUCUUUGAUCUGUUGGUUAAGGAUGUUACCGGACCAAUGGAGCGCAUUUCGCGCCUCCGUUUUGCUGGCUUGUGUGAUAAUCUGCAGUAACGUGCUAUGUCCCGUCGGAGCCUUUCUAUACAACAACCGCUACUCAGGGGAUCAAGUGUUCAGGAUCACCCCGAGUGAAGACGACCAGGUCCAAGAGCUCAAGAGAAUCCUGGGACACUAUGAGGUGGACCUCUGGCAGCCCAACAGCGCUGCUUUAAUCUGUCCGAAUAUCACUGUGGAUGUCCAUGUGAGACGCAAUGACACGCGAGCUUUACACACACACUUGAAGCAGGAACGUAUUGAUUACCGGGUGUUCAUCUCCAAUCUGCAGAAGCAGAUUGAGAAGCAGACGGGGCAGCGCUCCUCCCGGAAGCGGAGGUCCGAGUCUCAGUACGACUACGAGGUGUACCACUCUCUGGAAGAGAUCCAGAGCUGGAUGUUUGAGAUGAACAGAACUCACUCCGACCUGGUCAACAUGUUCUCCGUCGGGAAGUCUUACGAGGGCAGAGCGCUCUACGUGCUCCAGAUAGGAAAGAGAAGUCGUCAUCAGAAGAAAGCUGUUUGGAUCGACUGCGGCGUCCACGCCAGAGAGUGGAUCGGUCCUGCGUUCUGCCAGUGGUUUGUCAAAGAGGCCAUCAACUCGUACCAGUAUGACUCAGUGACGAGACGACUGCUCAACCAGCUCAACUUCUACAUCAUGCCCGUCUUCAACGUGGAUGGGUAUCAGUUCAGCUGGACGACGGAUCGGUUCUGGAGGAAAACUCGGUCCAAAAAUCACAAGUUCCACUGCAGAGGAGUGGACGCCAACAGAAACUGGAAGGUGAAGUGGUGUGAGGAGGGUGCCUCCUCACACCCCUGUGAUGACACUUACUGCGGUCCCUUCCCCGAGUCCGAACCUGAAGUCAAGGCCGUCGCCAAGUUCCUGCGCAAACACAAGAAACGUGUGAAAGCAUAUAUAUCCAUCCACGCCUACGCCCAGAUGUUGCUUUACCCCUACUCCUACAAAUACGCCUCCAUCCCCAACUUCAGCUGCGUGGAGUCAGCGGCUCAGAGUGCGGUGACGGCUCUGUACUCUGCGUACGGCGUGAGGUACAGAUACGGCCCGGCCUCCACCACCCUGUAUGUUAGCUCGGGCAGCUCUAUCGACUGGGCUUACAGGAACGGGAUCCCGUAUGCGUUCGCCUUCGAGCUGAGGGAUACAGGAUACUUCGGCUUCCUGCUGCCCGAGUCCCUGAUCAGCCCCACCUGCACGGAGACGAUGAGGGCCGUGAAGGCCAUCGCAUCCGGGCUGCUGAAGAAGUGUGAAACUGACAAGGACAGAUUUCCAUAUAUAUGAGCUCCACCUCCACAGGUUCUGAUCUCCACAUCUGCGGAUAUCAUCAGGUAUCAUCAGAUAUCACCAGGACCAGCAGAGCACCACUUUUAAUUUGCUUUCCUUGUGUUUGAGGUUGUUCGCCUUAUUUUUUCCUUUUCUGAUGAGAUAUGAACUGUUGGUUCUCUGCAUUAAUAAUAACCAUGAAUGCUAUGAGCCUGUUUACAUACAUUAAGAUCACACGGUGUCCUGAGCUGGAAUCCUUUAAAGCGUGUAAUCCCCUCCUCAGAUUCUUCAUUGCUCUCCUCUUACACAAAUAUUAACAAUGCAGACUUUUGAUAAAGCUGAAUCAUAUGAGCACUUGUCACGAAACAACAGCACUUUUCUUUUUUUUAAAGAAACAGCUGAGAUUUAAAUGUCUUCCACAUAAUUGUUUUAAUGACCUUAUCUCUGUUUUUAUCCUGAGGGCGUUUUAUUUUGAAAUGAUUCCUCCCA
Molecule: messenger RNA, 1843 nt
Organism: Cottoperca gobio
Lineage: Eukaryota; Metazoa; Chordata; Actinopteri; Perciformes; Bovichtidae
Gene: cpa6
Product: carboxypeptidase A6
Exons: 11
Coding region: 29-1372 (447 amino acids)
Biological process (GO): proteolysis
Molecular function (GO): zinc ion binding; metallocarboxypeptidase activity
Source: RefSeq, a predicted model, not a curated record